AUGUACCACAUUCAAGUGAAUCAGAUUACAAAACAACAUAUUUCACUUCCCUCGAUCUCCGCCAUCUCAAAUUUAAAUACAGAUGACGGUGUCAUCUAUAUUUAUUCUUCUCCAACAGUUUAUUCAUACAGUACAACUGGUGUUCUUCAACCCCUUCAAAUUCCAGAUCUCACUGGGGAGGUCAAGGAUAUAGUGUAUAACGCAGAUGCAGCGACUUUGUUAUUAGCCGUUGAAAACGGCAUUUUACAGUUUUCGUUGAAUAGUAAAAAUUCGGAGAUGAAAUUUGAAGCUAAAAAUAUCGAAAAAAUAAGACUGUCGGCGGAUUGUAAUUUUAUUAUGGUAAUUACUAAUACAAAAGUUUUUAUGUUAACGCCCGAUUUUGCGCUGUUAAAUAGUACUCCAAUGGAAAAUAUUGUCGACGCGGAGUUCUCGGCUAAUUUACAGUUUGUGACAAUUUUACGCAAAAACGAAGUCAUUUUCUUGUCGAACGAAUUGCACAUCAGACACCGAGUCGAUUUGGAAGAAUCACAAAGUCUCUCAAUCCGACCGUCGUGCGAAUUUGCGACUGUUUCUUCGGGAAAUAAGGUCCAAUUUAUUGAGGAAAAUUGUAACAUUUAUAAAACGUUUUUGCACGAUCAAAAUUGUGUGAUUCAACGAAUGCAGUGGAAUUCAACAUCAGAACUUUUACUGCAAAUCAAGAAAAGAAGUGCCAACAAAGAAGACGAAAAUGUUAUAGAAGUCUCCGGCUAUUGUUACGGGAAAUUAGUCAGUAAAUACACGAAGACCUUUGAAAGCGUUUUGGACGCGUUUUGGGAUGAAGUGGAUCCAAAUACGUUCCACGUCAUCUGCACUUCUCUGGACCACUUCACAUUUUGUUUUGUCGAGAAAAAAUGUUAUUCCGAUAACGAAGAAAAGAAUGUGAUUGUCCAGCCAUUUUCUGAAACAGAAAUUAGUAUAACGGACUUGAAUAAAGGGAUCAUGCCACCCCCACUAUGUCAUGGGAAAAUAGAAACAACACUGCAAGAUAUGCGGGUAGACGUUAUCAAAGGGAAAUGUUUGAUUAGUGUUAUAGAUAGUGAAAAUGUUAUUCAACUUUAUUUGUAUGAGAAUGGAAUAACGAGUUUGUGGAGGAAAAAGUUACCAGUGAAAUACCCGACAUCGUUUGUGAUUUUAGAUGAACAAAACGCACUUGUAGUUGACAACUGUGAGGGCAAAUUAAUGGUCUGUAACGCUUCGGGAAAAGACGGCGAAAUCACUCAACUUGAAAACGCGACGAAAAACGUUUUGGUGAAGGCAAGUGAUAUUGAUUGGCUAACAAAAUCGUCUGAUUUCGUUUAUAUGAAGUUGAAAGACAACAGAAUGGUACGAACAUCGUUUUGUCUUGACACGAUAGAAAUAGCCGAAGAUAUGAAAAUAGAUGGAAAAUGUGAAGCUUUCGAGAUCAAGUCCGUCAAAUCCCACGACGAAUUAUACUAUUUAAAGAACCAUAAAUUCUUUCAUAAUCUCACCCUGCUUGCCGAGAAAGUGAAUUCAUUCAUCGUUCGUGGCGAUUACGUGUAUUACACCACUCUCGACCACAGACUUUUCGCUUCAAAUGUACUCAACAAAACGAUCUACAAUCGCGCGACCGAAAGAGGGAGUGUCAUCGUCGGGUUCUUAGAGAAAGACACCAAAUUGAUUCUUCAAAUGCCACGUGGUAAUUUAGAAGUGAUUCAUCCACGUGGCGUUGUGUUGGACAUAGUCAUUAGUUUAUUUGCAAGGAAGGGGUAUGCUGAGAUGUUUGAAGUGAUUCGUCGCAAUAAAGUGAAUUAUAAUUUUAUAAGGAAUUAUAAUACAAAACAAAUAGUUGAAGAUGUCCCAUUGAUAGUGACACCAGAAGUCAAGUCUGAGAAUGUGAAUGCGUUUUUGUUGUCACUUGAGAACGGAGUCUUAGGAGAACCAUAUUCGUUUUACUUGAAAGAAGACACAGAAGAGCACACGGAAGAGACUCGACAGAUCGCUCUUGCUGUACGUCACUACUUAAGUGAGAUCCAUUACCCAGAAGCGUUUGUUAAGACGUAUUUGGCGACGUUCUUGUUACUGCAACCAGUCGAUUUUGCAGAGGUGUUAGUUCACUUAUUUAACUUCAAUGAAGAGGGAAAGAAAGACGGAAUAGUCUAUCUCGGCACUUUCUUCCCUAUUAACGCUAUUUUUAAAUCCGCUUUAUUAACAAAAUCAAAGAAAAUUGCAAAGUUUGUGAUAUCGUAUUCUUCACUCGAUCCAAAGGAAUAUGAGGAGCAGAUUAAUGCUCUCGAAUUCGAAUAA
Molecule: messenger RNA, 2304 nt
Organism: Entamoeba invadens IP1
Lineage: Eukaryota; Evosea; Mastigamoebida; Endamoebidae
Product: ikappab kinase complex-associated protein, putative
Exons: 1
Coding region: 1-2304 (767 amino acids)
Biological process (GO): tRNA wobble base 5-methoxycarbonylmethyl-2-thiouridinylation
Cellular component (GO): elongator holoenzyme complex; cytosol
Molecular function (GO): protein binding; tRNA binding
Source: RefSeq, a predicted model, not a curated record